AUCAAGGCUCGCCCAAGGGCUAGUGCCAAAUGGUCGGUCAGGCCAAAAGGCUCCUCCAGGAGCAAAUAUUAAUCAGCUGACGUGGAGCACUGUUUUGGAGCACGACGCUCAAGCUUAUGCGAACACCUGCCCACAGAGUGGUUCCAAUCAAGCGUCGCGCAGUGAUCAAGGCGAGAAUUUUGCAAGGAUUUCAUCCUACGAAGCUAAUUCUAAUCUCGUAGCAGCCUUUAAGGAGUCCACUGAGGCUGGAACAUCGAAGAAGGUCCAGCGUAAAGAGCGAUA
Molecule: messenger RNA, 282 nt
Organism: Ostertagia ostertagi
Lineage: Eukaryota; Metazoa; Nematoda; Chromadorea; Rhabditida; Trichostrongylidae
Source: the annotation of a GenBank genome assembly